UCGCUGGGCUCAGGCCCGGCAGCAGGAAGUGACUCGCAGCCGCUGCGGGGACUCUGGCUCCAGGCUCCUGGCGAGAUCCCCGAGCCCCGGCGGCUGGUGCUGGGAGCCCGGAGCCCGGGCUGCAGCCGGGAGAGGGGAAUCUCCAGCAGGGCCCUUCCCGCUGCUCCCCAGGAGCCUCUCCCAGGGCAGAGCCCCCAGCCCGGCCAGGCCCCUUCCCGGCCCGGCCCCUGCCCCAGGGGGCCCCGCUCGGAGGGAAGGCUGAAGAAUCACAUCCACCUUUUGCCUCACAUGGGUCUCUCUUCCAUGAGACAGGGAACGGAAAUGUCUGUGAUGGAGCCAGCUCAGAUGCUGGUGACCUUCGAGGAGGUGGCUGUGUAUUUCACCCAGGGGCAGGGGGCUCUGCUGGACCCCGCUCAGAGAGCCCUCUACAGGGAUGUCAUGCAGGAGAACUACGAGACGGUGACCUCGCUGGGAUUCCCCUUUCCCAAACCUGAGCUGAUUGCCCGGCUGGAACGAGGGGAAGAGCCGUGGGUGUCCGAUCUCCAGGACUGCAAGGAAAGAAGGCUUCCGAGAUACACCCGUACAGCAGAUGCUGAGCGAGGGAGUGAGAAUGAGGAGGGGAAUCAUUAUGAGGAAGUUCCCGGGGAAGUGGAACUGCAGGGAACCUUUGUGGGAAGAGCUGAAGGGAAUUUUUCCCAGUGCUUGGAGCAGGAAAAGGCCUGGGGAAACUGGCAGAGGUCAGAGAGGCUUCUGGAAAACCACCGAGGGAAGAGAGUGGAUGAAUCUAUUAAUGUCGGGGAAGGAGACAAGGAUCCCAGAGCACAGCAGACAAAUCCCAAGGAAGAGACACCCGGGCACUACCCUCAGUGUGGGAAAGAAUUCAAUGUGAGAUCACAGCUUGUGACACAUCAGAAAAUCUGUGCUGGAGAGAAACCCUUUCAAUGCUUGGACGAUGGGAAAAGCUUCAAUGAGCUCUCAGAUCUUAAUAACCAUGGCAGCAGCCACACUGGAGAGAAAACCUGUCAAUCCCUUAAGGGUGGGAAAUGUUUUAUUUCGAAGACACAAAUAAUUAGACAUCAGGCAAUCCACACAGGAGAGAGACCCCACAAGUGCUUGGACUGUGGGAAAGGUUUCAUAAGAAGGUCACACCUAGUUCAUCAUCAGGCAUUACACACAGGAUCGAGACCCCACAAGUGCUUGGACUGUGGGAAAAGUUUCAUAGAAAGGUCAGACCUUGCUCAACAUCAGGCAAUCCACACAGGAGAAAGGCCCCACAAGUGCUUGGACUGUGGUAAAAGUUACAUAAGAAAGUCAAACCUUGUUAAACAUCAGGCAUUCCACACAGGAGCGAGACCCCAUAAGUGCUUGGACUGUGGGAAAAGUUUCAUGGAGAGGUCGAACCUUGUUCAACAUCAGGCAAUCCACACAGGAGCGAGACCCCACAAGUGUUUGGACUGUGGGAAAAGUUUCAUGCAAAGGUCAGACCAUGUUAGACAUCAGGCAAUCCACACAGGAGAGAGACCCCACACAUGCUUGGACUGUGGGAAAAGUUUCAUAAGAAGGUCACACCUAGUUCGUCAUCAGGCAAUCCACACAGGAGAGAGACCCCACAAGUGCUUGGAUUGUGGGAAAAGGUUCAUAAGAAGGUCACACCUUGUUAAACAUCAGGCAUUACACACAGGAGUGAGACCCCAUAAGUGCUUGGACUGUGGGAAAAGUUUCAUACAAAGGUCAGACCUUGUUCAACAUCAGGCAAUCCACACAGGAGAAAGACCCCACAAGUGCUUGAACUGUGGGAAAAGCUUUGUACAGAGGUCACACCUAGUUCGCCAUCAGGCAAUCCACACAGGAGAAAGACCCCACAAGUGCUUGAACUGUGGGAAAAGCUUUGUACAGAGGUCACACCUAGUUCACCAUCAUGCAAUCCACACAGGAGAAAGACCCCACAAGUGCUUGGACUGUGAGAAAAGUUUCAUAGAAAGGUCAGACCUUGCUCAACAUCAGGCAAUCCACACAGGAGAAAGGCCCCACAAGUGCUUGGACUGUGGGAAAUGUUUCAUACAGAGGUCACACCUAGUUCGCCAUCAGGCAUUACACACAGGAUCGAGACCCCAUAUGUGCUUGGACUGUGAGAAAAGUUUCAUAGAAAGGUCAGACCUUGCUCAACAUCAGGCAAUCCACACAGGAGAAAGGCCCCACAAGUGCUUGGACUGUGAGAAAAGUUUCAUACAAAUGUCAAACCUUGUCCAACAUCAGGCAGUCCACACAGGAGAAAGACCCCACAAGUGCUUGGACUGUGGGAAAAGUUUUAUAAGAAGGUCACACCUUGUUAAACAUCAGGCAUUCCACACAGGAGAGAGACCCCAUAUGUGCUUGGACUGUGGGAAAAGUUUCAUACAAAGGUCAGACCUUGUUCAACAUCAGGCAAUCCACACAGGAGAGAGACCCCCACAAGUGCUUUGACUGUGGGAAAAGUUUCAUACAAAGGUCAGACCUUGUUAAUCAUCAGGCAUUACACACAGGAGAAAGACCUCACAAGUGGUUGGGCUGUGGGAAAAGUUUCAUAUGGACCUCUGUCCUCAUUAAGCAUGGAAGAAUCCACAUCGAUCUAGACUUCUUUGACACAUGGCAAAGAAGGGUUAAGCAACUUACAUGUAAUUGAUUCAGGGUCAAAAUUAUAGAGAGAUUUUAAAAGUGUGUCCACUUUAGAUAAGCUAGAGUUUGAAAUGUAAAUGUGUAUUUUUAAAGACUUGGAAGAAGAGGGCAAGUCACGUAUGAGUAACCUAAUUGCCGUCUAUGAUGAGAUAACUGGCUCUGUCGAAAAGGAAAAGUAGUGGAUGUGUUAUUCCUGAAUUUUAGCAAAGCUUUUGAUAUGAUCUCCUACAAUAUACUUGCCAGCAUGUUAAAGAAGUAUAGGCUGGAUGAAUGGACUAUAAGGUGGGUGGAAUGCUGGCUAGAUGACUGGCUCAAGGGGUAGUGAUGAAUGGCUCCAUGUCUAGUUGGCAGCUGGUAUCAAGCAGAGUGCCCCAGGGGUCAGUCCUGAGUCCGGUUUUGUUCAGUAUCUUCAUUAAUGAUUUGGAGGAUGAGGUGGACUGCACCCUCAGCAAGUUUGCAGAUGACACUAAACUGGGAGGAGUGGUAGAUACGCUGGAGGGUAGGGAUAGGAUACAGAGGGACGAAGACAAAUUAGAGGAUUGGGCCAAAAUAAAUCUGUAGAGGUUCAACAAGGAUAAGUGCAGAUUCAUGCUCUUAGGAUGAAAGAAUCUCAUUCACUGCUACAGACUAGGGACUGAAGCACCCAGCAGCUGUUCUGCAAAAAAGGACCUGGGGUUACAGUGGAUGAGAAGUGGAUAUAAGUCAACAGUGUCCCCUUGUUGCCAAGAAAGCUAACGUCAUUUUGGGCUGUACAAGUAGGGGCAUUGCCAGCAGAUCGAGGGACAUAAUCAUUCCACUCUAUUCAAAAUUGGUGAGGCCUCAUCUGUAACAUUGUGUUCAGUUUGUGGCCCCACACUAUAAGAAGGAUGUGGAAAAAUUGGAAAAAGUCCAGUGGAGGGCAACAAAAAUGAUUAGGGGGCUGGAGCACAUGACUUAGGAGGAGAGGCUGAGAGAACGGGGUUUGUUUAGACUAUAGAAGAGAAGAAUGAUGGGGUAUUUGGUAGCUGCUUUCAACUACCUGAAAGGGGGUUCCAAAGAGCAUGGACCUAGACUGUUCUCAGUGGUACCAGAUGACAGAACAAGGAGUAAUGGUCUCCAGUUGCAGUUGGGAAAGUUUAGGUUGGAUAUUAGGAAAAACUUUUUCACUAGGAGGGUGGUGAUGCACUGUAAUGGGUUACCUAGGGAGGUGGUGGAAUCUCCUUUCUUAGAGGUUUUUAAGGUCAGGCUUGACAAAGCCCUGUCUGGGAUGAUUUAUUUGGGGAUUGGUCAUUCUUUAAGCAGGGGGUUGGACUAGAUGACCUCCUGAGGUCUCUUCCAACCCUGAUAUUCUAUGAUUCUAAGAGGGGUAAGUGUAGUAGUCUCUAUUUAGCUAUCCAAAGUGUUCCUGUAUUCUGUUAAUUCAUGGAUUAAUAAUUCAGUGAUUAUACCUGUCGCCCAUGCCACCUGCCCAAUUCCAGCUCAAUCUCAUUGAAUUCGCUCGGGGUAGGGGCUGAAGGAUGGAGGGAAUGUUUAUAGCUGAAAUUAUCAAAAUGUGUUUUGAAAGGCUAAUGUUAAUCGGAUCUGUUCUGCUCUCCUUCUCGGACAUUUUCUCUGGGGAUCCCGGAGGCAGAAAGGAGCAGGUGUUACCAUCUUGGCUACCAAUCCCCACGGUGACUCUAUGCACUAGUAAUUCUCCAAGUGUGGGUAGAGCUCCCAAAGUAGGCACAGGAAUGUGUCAAGGGAGGCGUGAUCAGUGUGGGUUGUUUGGGGUUUUUUUAAAGAGCACUGGCUGUCAGCCCCAGUUGGCUGCGGCUCAUGAAGAAGGAACAGGCCUAGCUGGGAGUUGUGGAUCAAUGCUCAGGCUCUCAAACCCAGGUGGAGCAGCAGCACAGAAGUCGGGGUGGCAAUGGGGUGAUAAGUCUGCUGUGAACAGCGAUAUUGACGAAUAUCACUUUUCACGUGGCCACCCUAACUUCUGUGCUGCUAUUGGAGACCUUCAGAGCUGUGCACAUCGCCAGCGACUACUCUGCCUUUAGAGCUGGGUGGUGAGAUAUGUUCUUUUAAGGGUGGGGGCCUAUAUAACCACAGACACAAAGAAGGGAAGGGAAAUGAAACACAUCUGAGAACCACUGGUCUACACUCUUAUGGGCACCACUGUGUCGAACUGGGACUGUUCUUACUGUGGUCUGUGAAUGCUGACAGGGGAGUGUGGCUAAGAUAGUCUGCAUUGGGGGAUGGUAGACUGCCCGGAGGGAAUACCUGAGCGUGUAACAUUAGAACCCAGGAAGGGGUUGGAGGCCAGGUGACACCUUGGCCCGGGAAACUGAACAAAGGCUGUGGGAGGGGUCGCUGAAGGCAGAGUGCUGGAAGCGGGCUGGAGAGAUGGCUGGGAGGCAGAGAUGGCUCUGACCCCCCAAAGGGGGGUGGGCUGGGAUGCCCUGGGACCCUAAGCUGGACCUAACUGAGGGGGGCCCUGUUGUCUGUGCCUGCAAGACCUGUCUUGGACUGUAUUCCUGUCAUCCAAAUAAACCUUCUGCUUUACUGGCUGGCUGAGAGUCAUGGUGAAUCGCAGGAAGCCGGGGGUGCAGGGCCCUGAGUCCCCCAAUACUCCGUGACAACCACGUUUACAAAAUGAUAAAUCUUUUCCAAAGUAUGUUUUGUGACGUAUCAUAGGAAAAGUCAUCGCCUGCUGAAUAUUAGUGUCCCAUUAAUAUAUGUCUAUCAGCACUGUCCAUGGAGCUCUGAGAGUUUGCUGUGUGUUUGUUAGAUGCUGUAAAGCAGGAAAACGGCCACAGAUGAGCUCCACAGAGACAAUGGCACCUGCACACCAGCUAAAUGCUAACUGGCCAGUAUUUGCUUAGGGUAUGUCUACACUAUGAAAUUAGGUCGAAUUUAUAGAAGGCGGUUUUAUAGAAAUCAUUUUCAUACAGUCGAUUGUGUGUGUCCCUACAUAAAAUGCUCUAAGUGCAUUAAGUCGGCGGACCACAUCCACAGUACCGAGACUACCGAGUCUUGCGUCGACUUCUGGCGGAUUGCACUGUGGGUAGCUAUCCCACAGUUCCCGCAGUCUCUGCCUCGCAUUGGAAUUCUGGGUUGAGAUCCCAGUGCCUGAUGAUGGAAAAACAGUGUCGCGGGGGGGUUCGGGUACAUGUGGUCAGGCACCUCCCCCUCCGUCAGAGCAACAGCAGACUAUCAAUUUGCUCCUUUUUACCUGGAUUACCUGUGAAGACGACUUACCACGGCAGCGUGGAGCCUGCUCAGCUCAGCUCACCAUCACCAUGUGUCAUCUGGGUGCUGGCAGACGUGGUACUGCAUUGCUGCACAGCAGCAGCUAAUUGCCUUUUGGCAGUAGACGGUGCAGUAUGACUGGUAGCUGUCAUCGGCUAUCUGAGUGCUGAUAGACGUGGGGCUGCAUUGCUAUACAGCAGCAGCUCCUUGCCUUUUGGCAGCUGAUGGUGUAUUACAACUGAUAUUCAUCGUCGUCAUACUCCUCAGUGAGUUCGGUCAGAGGUGCCUGGGCAGACAUGUUUUGUCUCCUGGAGACUCAGUCCUGCCGGCAGUCCUAUUGCACCGUCCUGACGAUCAUGGCUGCCAGUCGUAGUACAGCAUCUUCUGCCAAGCACCCAGACGAUGCCAGCAGCUAUCAGUCAUGCUGCACCAUCUGCUGCCAGCCUAAGAUGUAAAAGAUAGAUGGAGUGGAUGCAAACAGUAAAUGGACCAGAUUUGUUCUGUAUUCAUUUGCUUCCCCCUCCCUCCAUGAAAUCCACGGUCUGCUAAACCCAGGGUUUUGAGUUCAAUCUGGGGGGGGGGGCAUUCUGUGUGACAGUUGUUAUUGUUUCUUCCUGAUGCACAGCCACCCUUGUUGAUUUUAAUUACCUGUAAGCCACGUCCUCACUUGCCCCUCCCUUCCUCCUUCCCUCCAUCAGACAAUAGUUUUGCGCCUUUUUUCAAGCCCAGACACCAUAGCACUGGGAUCAUGGAGCCCGCUCAGAUCACCGUGGCAAUUAUGAGCACUAUGAACACCACGUGCAUUGUCUUGUAGUAUAUGCAGAGCCAGAACAUGCCAAAGCAAAACCAGGUGAAAAGGCGAUUGCAGCGCGGCAACGAGAAUGAUGAAGAAAUUGACAUGGACAUAGACCUCCCCAGCAAUGUGUAAAUCAUGGUGUUACUGGGCCAGGUUGAUGUUGUGGAACGCCGAUUCUGGGCUCGGGAAACAAGCACAGACUGGUGGAACCGCAAAGUGUUGCAGGUGUGGGACGAUUCCCAGUGGCUGCGAAACUUUCACAUGCGUAAGGGCACUUCCAUGGAACUUUGUGACUUGCUUUCCCUUGCCCUGAACCACCAUAAUACCAGGAUGAGAGCAGCGCUCACAGUUGAGAAGCGAGUGGCGAUAGCCCUGUGGAAGCUUGCAACGCCAGACAGCUACCGGUCAGUCGGGAAUCAAUUUGGAGUGAGCAAAUCUACUGUGGUGGCUGCUGUGAUCCAAGUAGCCAAUGCAAUCAUAAACCUGCUGAUAUCAAGGGUAGUGACACUGGGAAACGUGCAGGUCAUAGUGGAUGGCUUUGCUGCAAUGGGCUUCCCAAACUGUGGUGGGGUGAUAGACGGAACCCAUAUACCUAUCUUGGCACCGGAGCACCAAGCCACCGAGUACAUAAACUGCAAGGGGUACUUUUCCAGGUGUGGCAAGCCAUGGAGGAUCACAAGGGACGAUUCACUAACAUCAACGUGGAGCGGCCGGGAAAGGUACAUGAUGCACGUGUAUUCAGGAACUCUGGUCUGUUUCAAAAGCUGGAGGAAGGGACUUUCUUCCCGGACCAGAAAAUAACCGUUGGGGAUGUUGAAAUGCCUAUAGUUAUCCUUGGGAACCCAGCCUACCCCUUAAUGCCAUGGCUCAUGAAGCCGUACACAGGCAGCCUGGACAGUAGUCAGGACCUGUUCAAUUAUAGGCUAAGCAAGUGCACAAUGGUGGUAGAAUGAGUAUUUGGAUGUUUAAAAGCGCGCUGGCGCAGCUUACUGACUCAGACCUCAGCAAAACCAAUAUUCCAAUUGUUAUUGCUGCUUCCUGUGCGCACCACAAUAUCUUUGAGAGUAAGGGGGAGACACUUAUGGCGGGGUGGGAGGUUGAGGCAAAUCACCUGGCCACUGAUUACGUGCAGCCAGACACCAGGGCGGUUAGAAGAGUACAGCAGGGUGUGGUGCGCAUCAGAGAAGCUUUGAAAACCAGUUUUGUUACUGGCCAGGCUACUGUGUGAAACUUCCAUUUGUUUCUCCUUGAUGAACCCCCCCGCCACCCGUUUCACUCUACUUCCCUGUAAGCUAACAACCCUCCCCUCCCCCCUUCGAGCACCGCUUGCAGAGGCAAUAAAGUCAUUGUUACUUCA
Molecule: messenger RNA, 8015 nt
Organism: Malaclemys terrapin pileata
Lineage: Eukaryota; Metazoa; Chordata; Testudines; Emydidae
Product: zinc finger protein 420-like
Exons: 5
Coding region: 289-2463 (724 amino acids)
Biological process (GO): regulation of transcription by RNA polymerase II
Molecular function (GO): DNA-binding transcription factor activity, RNA polymerase II-specific; RNA polymerase II cis-regulatory region sequence-specific DNA binding
Source: RefSeq, a predicted model, not a curated record